Messenger RNA from Grosmannia clavigera kw1407, 1470 nucleotides. Its product is annotated as choline transporter. The coding region runs from base 1 to 1470 and encodes 489 amino acids. Gene Ontology annotation, molecular function: transmembrane transporter activity. Gene Ontology annotation, biological process: transmembrane transport. Gene Ontology annotation, cellular component: membrane. The transcript has 4 exons. Lineage: Eukaryota; Fungi; Ascomycota; Sordariomycetes; Ophiostomatales; Ophiostomataceae. The record is from RefSeq and is a predicted model, not a curated record.
AUGAGCCUGAGCGAGAAGUUCGACAAAUCCUCCGGCUCUCCGCCAGCUGAGCCAGACGAGGCGGCCGUAGGGAAACCCGAGAGCGGCUUCGAGAUCAACGCAUCCGGCCAUCGCGACCAGCUGGAACGCCAAUACGGCCUUUUGCGCGUGGCCGGUGCCGCCAUCACCAUCGACAAUGCCUGGGUUGUGCUGGGCUCGUCCAUCUCGGUCUCCAUUCUCAAUGGUGGACCUCCUGGGAUUAUUUAUGGUUUGAUCGUCGCCACGUUUUACUACAGCUUCAUCGGGCUCAGCCUGGCUGAGCUGGCCUCGGCCCUGCCGUCCUCCGGCGGUGUCUACCACUGGGCCAACAUGGUGGCCGGACGGAAACACGGCCGUGUCCUCGGCUUCUUCACCGGCUGGAUCAACUUCUUCGGCUGGAUGUUCGGCCUCGCCUCGCUGUCGCAGUCGACGGCCAACACGCUCGUGCAGCUGUACGCCACGUACCACGGCGCCUACGUCGCGCAGUCCUGGCAGGUCUACGUCGCCUACCUCGGCGUGCUCUGGCUCAGCAUCGGCUGCGUCGUCCUGGCCAACCGACGGGUGCCACACACGCAAAACUUUGGCAUGUUUGUCAACAACGAGACCGGCUGGGGCGGCGGUGUAGCCUUUCUGACCGGCGUCCUCAACGGCGCCUUUACCAUCGGCACGCCCGAUUCUAUCAGCCACAUGGCCGAGGAGGUCAAGGAGCCGCGCCGCAACCUACCCAAGGCUAUCCUGAUCCAGAUCAGCCUUGGCGGCCUGUCUGCCUUUCUGUUCGCCAUUGUGCUCUGCUACGCCAUCGAUGACAUCUCUGUGCUGCAGGGCGGCGUCAACACCUUCCCGCUCGCUGCCAUCUACCACCAGGCCACCGGCAGUGCCGGCGCCACCUUUGGCCUGCUCUUCAUCAUCUUCCUCUCGCUCUUCUGCGGCGUCAUCGGUACCGUCCUGACCAGCACCCGUACUUACUGGGCCCUCGCCCGCGACAAUGCCGUGCCGAUGUCUUCUGUCUUUGGCCGUGUCAACGAGACCCUCAGUUGCCCCAUCGAGUCGACCCUGUUUGUUGGCCUCAUCGUUUCUGGCCUCGGUGCUAUCCCUAUCGGCAGCUCCGUCGGCUUCUCCAACCUCACCGGCUCCUUCAUCAUCCUCAACUCCGUCUCUUAUGCCAUCCCUUUUGCCGCCAACGUCCUGACUGGCCGCAAGAACUUUAUCCGAGGCUCGUUCCACCUCGGCAGGUAUGGCUUCUUCGUCAACACUAUGUCUGUCCUCUUCAUCAUCCUCUUCGAUGUCUUUUUCUGCUUCCCUGCUGCCCUGCCUGUCGACACGUCGACCAUGAACUACAACUGUGUUAUUCUUGCUGGUGUCGUCUUCUUGACUGCUGUCUGGUGGUUUGUCCACGCCAUCCGCCACUAUCCGGGGCCUCAUCUACAACUUGAUUUCACGCAUGACACAUGA